Helobdella robusta is the source of this 928-nucleotide messenger RNA. RefSeq lists its product as hypothetical. The record is from RefSeq and is a predicted model, not a curated record. Lineage: Eukaryota; Metazoa; Annelida; Clitellata; Rhynchobdellida; Glossiphoniidae. The transcript is spliced from 4 exons. Gene Ontology annotation, molecular function: calcium ion binding. The coding region runs from base 1 to 417 and encodes 138 amino acids.
AUGGAUGACCAAUUCAUAUACACAGAAAUUUUUAUGCAAGCUGACAAAAAUAAGGACGGUUUCCUUACAUUUGAAGAACUUUACGAGCAAAUGAAAAAAUUUGGCUACAAAGACGAAGAGCUUAAGUUUAAAGACCAUCUUGAAAAAUUUUCCCAGAGAGACGACAAAAAGUUGACGAAAAAUGAAUUCCUAGAAGCCAUGCACAAGGCUCCACACAUCUUACACGAAGCAGCGGAAUUACGAAGACGAUUCUACCAGCUCGACUUGAACAAGGACGGCAUGUUAGAUAAGAAGGAAAUGGAAAAAGUUUUGGGCUGCCUAGGUGAACGUGUAACCGUAGUUGAACUCGAUCUACUUAUGAAGAAAUUCGACAAGAGAUUUAGAAACAACAGAUCUAUGAAAAAAAUGAAGAUAUAAAGAUAAAUGACUAAAACAAAAAGACAAACUUUUGUAACAUCUUCACAAUGGGUAGAAAUAAUACAAAUAAAUAACGAGCAAUGGCAAACAGUAAGAUGACGACGACGACGAUAACGAUAAUAAUGUUGGUCAUUCAGGCAUGACAUAAUUUGAGUGUAUGUAUGUAUGUAUGUAUGUAUGUAUGUAUGUAUGUAUGUAUGUAUGUAUGUAUGUGUGUGUGUGUGUGUGUGUGUGUGUAUGUAUGUGUGUGUGUGUGUAUGUAUGUAGGUGUGUGUGUGUGUGUGUGUGUGCGUUUGUAUACAAAAUAUUAGCAGUGUAUAAUAACAACAUAGGUAGCUAUAUACGUGAUUAAUUGUUUACAUAGAAGUCAAAACAAAAACAUCGAAGACAAUUAUGUUAUUGUAAUGCAAUGACGUCAUUAUCGUUAACCUACAAAAACAAGAAUAAAUAAAAACAAUGAUAACCAUUAUUACAUAAUAGUAGUAAUAAUAAAAGUAGCAUGGAUAGUAAU